This is a messenger RNA of Hypomesus transpacificus, 1792 nucleotides long. RefSeq names its product mitochondrial transcription termination factor 2 (gene mterf2). Gene Ontology annotation, cellular component: mitochondrial matrix. Lineage: Eukaryota; Metazoa; Chordata; Actinopteri; Osmeriformes; Osmeridae. The coding region runs from base 246 to 1373 and encodes 375 amino acids. Gene Ontology annotation, biological process: regulation of DNA-templated transcription; termination of mitochondrial transcription. The transcript is spliced from 2 exons. The record is from RefSeq and is a predicted model, not a curated record. Gene Ontology annotation, molecular function: double-stranded DNA binding.
GAGGUGCACCUGUUCUCGCCAUCAUUUCAACGAUUCAAACGGGCUUUGGUUAGCGUACUACGUGAGCAAACGAUUCACCGCCACUUGGCGGCACUGUGGCCAGAACGUCAGAAUAAUCACACCCAACCGAGCUAAAUGACGAGGUAGAAUGUCAUAUCAGAACGCCACAUCCGCUGACCGCUGCCGGUGCCUGCAACGUAAACAAGCUUUAAGGGUAAUCUGCAUUUACCAGGGACAUCACCCCCAUGUUGCGUGUUAUCGUGAGGUCCCUGUGUACGCGGUGCCAAGCCCUUCCACACCCCUCUCUCCUGAGCAGGCCCUGUUCCACCUCUGGCUCGCUGGAGAACACAGAGACGGUGGACGCCCUCUAUGACCUGUCCGUGGACAUCCAGAAGAUCCGCCAGCUCAAGGGCUGGGUGCUUCUCCAGAGCCCGGCCUACGUCAGCCAGACCGCCCAGCUGCUGAGGGACCUGGGGGCGGAUGGGCCCAAGGUGGCCCGGGUCCUUGAGCUGUUCCCCGAGGCUGUGCUCUGCAGCCCGGAUGAGAUGCUGGCCCAGCGAGAGCUCUGGAGCUCUGUCUGCCCCAACCCCAAGGAGCUGGUGGGCAUCAUCGAGAAGUUCCCCGCCUCCUUCUUCACCUCCUCCUGCCACCACAGCAACCAGCGGGAGAACAUCGCCUUCUUCCGGAGCCUGCAGCUGAACAGGCGCGUGGUCGCCAAGCUGAUGGCCAGUGCUCCGCAGAGCUUCAGCCGGCCGGUGCAGCAGAACCAGGUGAUGGUGAAGACUCUGCAGGAAGCGUAUCUGGAGCUGGGCGGAGAGGAGGCCAACAUGAGGGUCUGGCUUCAGAAGCUGCUGAGCCAGAACCCCUUCGUGCUCCUCAAGCCCCCUGAGGUGCUGAGGGAGAACCUGCUGUUCCUCAGCGCCCGCGGCUUCUCUGCAACCCAGCUCCUCCGCCUGCUCUCCAAGCUCCGGGGCUUCGUCACCGAACUCAACCCCCACAGCAUGCGCCUCUCCCUGGCCUACUCUCAGGACACGCUGGCCUGCUCCGACUCUGACCUUCGGGACAUCGUCCUCCGCUGCCCGGCUCUGCUCUACUUCCCCGAAGCCGUCCUGGAGGAGAGGAUCCAGGGGCUGCUCGGCGCCGGGGUCAGCCUGGCCCAGAUCAUACAGACCCCCUCGGUGCUGGAGCUGACCCCCCAGAUCGUCAGCUACCGCUUCCAGAGACUGAAGGCUCGCGGCUACAGCGUGGGGACAGGCAGCCUGGAGGUUCUCAACGGCACCAAGAAAGACUUUGAGGCGAGCUACAGCAAGCUGCAGCUGCGCAGGGACAGGCCCCUCUUCAACCCUGUGGCUCCCCUGGCUGGAGACGACUGAAGCCAGCGUGAACGUGGGAACUCUGAUGAGGUUGAUUUAUUGGUAAUGGAUGGAAAGUGGAUUUGAAAGGGACCGAGACCUCAAACUAGUACAGUACUACAGUGGUGCUAGUUAUGCCGAUAACACAGUGAACAAACGAACCUUCAUUAACUCUGUGGAAUAUAUGGGGUUUCCUAUGUGCUCAUCUUAAUCACAAUCAGUUGGUUCAGCUAGCGCCUGGUUAAUAUCCUGUCUUAUUAUUCAUAGGUCUGUGUUCCUCCUGUAGCCUACUGUGUUCUGAUGAUGUCACAGUUCUGUGAUGUAGGUUCCACCUGCCUAUAAUAACAAACACCUGUUGACUGUUUGUUAUCUUUGUUUCUCUCUGUUCACUAUAAACACAGUCCUCUGACCUUCAUUGCCUCAGAGAGACUUUGGUAGUA